Molecule: messenger RNA, 918 nt
Organism: Penicillium olsonii
Lineage: Eukaryota; Fungi; Ascomycota; Eurotiomycetes; Eurotiales; Aspergillaceae
Source: the annotation of a GenBank genome assembly
AUGGCCGUUGCAGUUCAACCAGUUCCUAUCAGCCUCGAAGCUCUGUCCGACAACAUCGACGCCGUCAAUGUACACAAGACUGACCUGAAGCAACAGAAGGGUCUCUAUGACGAGUCCGAGUUUGACAAAUCCAAAGACAAGCAAGGGUUCCGCCAAUUUGAGGAUGCCUGUGAUCAAGUGAAGAAUUUCUAUGCGCAGCAGCACACCCUCCAAACAGUUGCAUACAACCUGAAAGCACGCAACGACUUCAAGAACAAGACUCGUGCCCAUAUGACUGUCUGGGAGGCAAUGGAAAAGCUGAAUACUUUCAUUGACGAAUGUGACCCCGACACCUCCGAGUCCCAGAUGACCCACUUGUUGCAAUCCGCGGAAGCAAUUCGUAACGAAGGAAAGCCCCGAUGGAUGCAGCUUGUUGGGUUGAUCCACGAUCUCGGAAAAUUGCUCUUCUUCUUUGGAGCCAAAGGACAAUGGGACGUCGUUGGCGACACCUUUGCAGUCGGGUGCGAGUUUGAUGACAGGAUCAUUUUCGGAAACAAGUCAUUCAAAGAUAAUGAAGACUACAACAAUGAGAUCUACAGUUCCAAGUACGGGAUUUACUCUCCUGGCUGUGGAUUGGAGAAUGUCAUGCUUUGCUGGGGUCACGAUGAAUACCUUUAUCACAUCGUGAAAGAUCAAUCCACGAUCCCUGAAGAGGGUCUGGCAAUGAUCCGCUACCACUCCUUCUAUCCGUGGCAUCGCGAGGGCGCCUACCAUGAGUUCAUGAAUGAGCACGACUAUAAGAUGUUGGAGGCUGUGAAGGCAUUCAACCCUUACGAUCUAUACAGCAAGAGUGACGAGCUCCCUGACCCCGAGAAGUUGAAGCCUUACUACACAGAGCUGAUUGAUGAGUUCUUCCCUACUAAAGUCAUCAGAUGGUAG